CAGUUUGAUCGCGGCAGGCUUUUGUUGUAAGUUGUGAUCCCGGAAGCGGUGUUGAGCGGCUGGUCUUAGUGGUGUGAUGGUAUCGGGGCCGCUGAGGAGAGUGAGGACGGAGCAGGACACAGAAUAUAAUUCAUGAAAUUCCAGCUGGCAGCCACUGAAGCAACCUUCCUGUGAUGGGGCUUCAAAUUCAUUUAGUCUACGACCCGCAGGGCUGGUGUUGUGUCAGCCUCAUCACCUUUGUUUGGCUUUAUAAUACUCUCUACGUUCCCAAACUUAUACUCUUCCCUCACUAUGAAGAGGAACACAUUCCAGCUGCAGUGAUAGUGCUUUAUUACUUGGCAUCGUUGUGCUGUGUAACAUCUCUGGUGAGAGCCUCCAUUGCUGACCCAGGGCAGCUGGCACUAAACCCGGAAAUACCAUAUUCAGAAAGACAAUACUGGGAAAUAUGUAAUAAAUGCAACAAGAUGAGACCAAAGCGAUCCCACCAUUGCAGUCGGUGUGGGCACUGUGUUCGAAAAAUGGAUCAUCAUUGUCCGUGGAUAAAUAAUUGUGUUGGAGAGGACAAUCACUGGCUCUUCCUACUGCUAUGUUUCUACACAGAGUUCUUGAGUUUCCUCACAUUAGUCCUCAAUUUCUGCCAAUAUUACUACCUCCAGCCUCUAACAAAAGUAAAAGAGGAGCUAUUUGUGUUUCGGCAUGAGUUGGCCAUGCUGCGGAUAUCUACCUUGACGGGCAUAGUGAUGUUUGGAGGGAUGUUCGGCCUCUUUUAUGGUCAGCUGUCAAAUGUUUUGGCAGAUAUGACAACUAUAGAAAGAAUGUCAAGUUGUCUUGAUGAGACAUUGAAGCCCAGCAAGCCAUGGCAGCAGACCUUCUCAGAAGUGUUUGGCACUCGCUGGAAAAUCCUGUGGUUCAUUCCAUUCAGGCAUAGGCAACAGCUGCGAGUCUCCUACAACCUGGCCAAUCACGUUUAACAGAUGAAAGCUGAAAAGACGAGUUCUCCUGUGUCAAAGUAUUAGCAGAAUUUCCAGUAAUACUUGCAUCCCCAUGUUCAAUUUGACACUUGACACUUCUCUCCUAGCAACAGUAGUGUGUUCCAAGUAAUAUUCUGAACAAAACUUCUGCCUGUUAAUAGCUAAUACAGGCUGUGUUUCAGGGCCACAAAAGAGUAUUGAAUACAACUCUUUGAAGUUAUUACAGUUAUCUUAGAAACAUUGUUAAACAAUUAAUUAUCAAUAAUGAGAUGUGGGGAUUUUCUUUAUUUAAAUAUUCCAGCCGAUUUCAGUCUGAUUUUUAGCAAAGAGCUAAUGGGAUGACCAUUUUGAUCAAAAAUGCUACACUUUUUUUUCUGGAGACUUCUUCAAAUAAGCGUGUCUGAAUUGUUCAGUUUGUGAAAGGUGCUAGCAUUAUUGUACAGCCUAAUUCAUAAUCAUGAAUUAUUUUUGGAUCCAUCAAUUGCAAAUAUAUAUUGCUGGGAAAAAUUUAGCCUAUCACAGGUCAGGAACGAGAUGUCAGUCUUUGUAAUGUUACAUGUUAAUGCGAAGAAAGAUGCAUAAGACAAAUUGUUUGGGAUUUUUGAAAGAAUUACAUUGUGGUUUUAAAGUAUGUUGUCUGCAUGUGACUUUCCUUUCAUGAUUAAUUUUUAAUGUUUUUUGUACGUUCAGUUACUGUAGUUCAUUUAUACCAAUAUUUAACUUUUGUAUCAAACAUUGCUGAUGGGAUUAACUACCAUUUGUUAUUCUUGAGUGUUACGAGACCAUGUUUUUAUGGAAAUGAGAAAAAAAUUGCUAAGAGUGAGUGCAUGCUAGGAAUAUGGAAAUUCUCAGUUGAGAGGAUCAUGGAGUGUCACAGAUCGCUUGGAGAAAAUGAUUAAUGAAAUUUAUUUAAGUAUAAUAAAAUCAAUUUGGCCAGUCCUGUGGGAAACAGUUUACAGGUUAGCUAAUCAAAUUGAAGAAUAUUUUAUCAAGUGCCUAUAAUUUAGUGACUUUUAUUGUGACAGUGCAAUUGGCUUGUUCUGAUGAAUUCAGGAACCAAAGAUAUUACAUAACUGUUAGGACAAGCUCUAAUAGUAAAGUAAAUUGUGAUUUUUUAAAAAAUAACCUGCAGUAAUUUAUUGCAAUAACUUUGUUGUGUCCUGAUUGUCAGACCAUAGAUUAUCCUGAUCUCUCCAUAGUGAUUAUGUGUAUUUGUACAAUAUAUGUGAAUUGCAAUAAGUCUGUGUCUCCUCUCCCUUUAGGGGAUAUCUGAACAAGUAGUACACACUGUUCACACAAUUUUAUCCAAUGUAAAAGUAAAUUCUUACCCAUCUUCUAAUCAGAAAACCCUUGACUGAAUCAUUAAGAAAUGCUGACAUCUGCCAUGAUGGAUCUGUCAUAAGUGAUGGUAAACAAAUAGCAUUAUUGACUGUUAAAGAUUAUGUCAACUUAAUUGCAGGACCUCUGUUCUUUUUAUGGUUAGUAAUACGAAAUUACAAUGCUUAAUAUCUGCUGUUUAACUUUGAAGUUGAAGUAGCAUUGGUGUUUGAAUGAAUUCUCACAAGCCCAUGUUUUUCCCAAUUUUCUCCCUUUAUAUUGUGAAGGUGCUGGUUUAUAUAAGUGUAAAGUUCACAGGUAGCAGCAACCAUUCCCAAUAGUCUUUAGUUAGAAACCUAGACAGAGGAUGUCAAUAAAACUAUCCCCAUGGAGAGCAUCGCUACCAUUUGACCCUUUCCUUCUGCAAGCACUUUCCAACAGAGAUCAGAACCAAGAAUGACCGAUUUCCCUCACCUAUUUAGACCAUUGGCACGAAUACCAGUUGCAAUUACAACUGCUCACUCAGUAUACAUUGUGCACCUAAGAUGUGAACCUUGUGGUCUGCUUGGUUCAAAGGGAGUUUGGUCUUACAUUUAUUCACCAGAGCCAUUAGCGGAGUUCACUUUGCAAAACAAUUUACCAGGGUCAGAUUGACUUGGUGAUACAGUUGCAUUGUGACAUCAUGAAUUCCAUAUCUUUCUCAAAAAAGGUACUAGCAGCAAAAUGCAAAGCUUGAUUAUGGCUUUCAUGUAACAGGUGGUAACAUACAUUGCAAUGUAAACUAUGCUGAUCAGCCAGUAUGGCACUCAUGUGGAAUUUUAAGGUUAAGUGUUUUUGGGUUUGCCAGGGGCUGAGCUUGCCUGAAAGAUCCAUAUUCAGAUUGUAACAGCCUUUUAAUAUUAUAAUUUAAAAAAUGUAUCCUAUUUAAAAAAAACAGACUUUGUAUAUA
Messenger RNA from Carcharodon carcharias (great white shark), 3237 nucleotides. It is a transcript of the gene zdhhc21, whose product is annotated as zinc finger DHHC-type palmitoyltransferase 21. The transcript is spliced from 8 exons. The record is from RefSeq and is a predicted model, not a curated record. Lineage: Eukaryota; Metazoa; Chordata; Chondrichthyes; Lamniformes; Lamnidae. Gene Ontology annotation, molecular function: protein-cysteine S-palmitoyltransferase activity. Gene Ontology annotation, biological process: peptidyl-L-cysteine S-palmitoylation; protein targeting to membrane. Bases 174 to 971 code for a protein of 265 amino acids. Gene Ontology annotation, cellular component: endoplasmic reticulum; Golgi apparatus.